AUAAUGUCAAAGCCUAGAGCAAGAAGUACAAUAGAAUAAAGAAUAAAGGAUGUUAGAAUGUAAAAAUCUCGAAAUUAUUCACAUGCAGAUGGAACAUGUGUAUGUGUUGAUUGUUUAUGUGGAUAAUGCAAAUGCUAAGUCAUAUAACAACCUUAUGAUUAUCCAAAACUUUUAUUGUCAAAUUAUAAACGAGAAUAUUAGUGGAAAUACUCUUCUCCUUCAAAGCCAGUGUAGUAAGUAGAAUAUUAGUCAAAUUUUGAUCAGGUUUUCAAAUCUUCUACUUACUAAAGAAAUUUUCAAUCAUUCAACAUUUAGAAAACUGAAAAUUUUAAACCAUCACCUUAAGAUUGGAACAACGUAUCUCCAAUUGUUGAAAUGUCAUCUUAUAGAACAAACUUCAAAUAACAACCAAAUAGUAUAAUAUAUAAAAAAGUUACAUUAGAUAUCACUCCAAUUCUAAAACCUAUUGAAGUUGAUCAUUCUAUAAAUUUACCUAUGUCUUAAAAGACAACCUACAAUAAGCAUUUUAGAGCAUGUAGUUCUUAAUUAGAAAAUGAUCAUUAUGUUAGAGAGGCUCAUUACAAAAGACAUACUAAUUAAUCACCAAGUCCAUAUUUAAAAACAUCUUAUCAACAUUUUUAUAAUGUCGUAUCAUAAUCACAUACUAAUGCAAUUUUACCAUAAUAAAACUAACCAUUUAUGCCAACCUUAUCUGGAUCGUAGAAUCGAUAAAGUAGAUAUUAAUCAGACUAUAAGAAAAAAAAUAAACUUAAGUGUUAAGCUAGAUAAUUUUUAGAAGAAUAUAUUAUUUAACAUUAAGAUUGA
Paramecium sonneborni is the source of this 825-nucleotide messenger RNA. NCBI's taxonomy places the organism in Eukaryota, Ciliophora, Oligohymenophorea, Peniculida, Parameciidae. The record is from the annotation of a GenBank genome assembly.